GACCCCAUCCACCCACCACCCAAAUCCGCAAAUUCACCCCGCUCUAUCUCUUCCACCACAACCACGCCAAAUUUCUCCUCCUGCCAUUCGGACUCGGCGGCUCCAGCUGGUAACAGCCAGCCAGCAAGCAAUAGGAAUCUAUCCAUUCAUGUCUGUCCAUCUGUUUCCUUUUCAUCCUCAGCCCCUUUUAUAUCUGUCACGAGCUCGGCAAAUACCAACAACUUUAGCGACAUAAAUUGCAUGAAUGAUGAUGAGAACGUCAACAAUAUUAGCAAGAAUGCCAGUGACAGCAACAACAGCAGCAGCAAAAAAAGCGACAACCACAACAACAGCAUUUGCGGUCCCGCAGAUAUCAUUCCAGGUCUGUACGCCGACCCCUUUGCCGGAGUUGCUGCUGCAGCUGCCGCAAUGGCCGCCAUGAACCAAUUCCAUCAGAUGCCAGGAAACCGGCCGAACCAUUUGCCGGGAGGACUCUCUUUGCCCCUGGGACUGCCUGGCCAGUUUGGUCUACCAAUUCCCGAUGUCGGCCCCAAAAACGGUGUGCCCGUACCGGACGGAGACACGUUAGCUUUUACCCAUCCUCCUUCCUCCUCCUCCAAUUGUCUCAAUCCCUCCCCGGCCUCAUCUCCAAUCUACUCAUCCUCGAAUUUAACAAAUUCUGCUCCCUUUUUCGCGUCGUCUGCCGUGAAUAAUGGACAACCAGGAGUGGAUGCCUUCACUUCAAUGGGCCUGACCUCCAGUGCUAGACUUACAGCUGACCUUAUGAUAAGUCUGGCAGGAUACGUGUCGCCCACGAUUGGACCUGCGUCUGGGCUGGGGCUCGAGAUCGGUGGACUCAAGUUGGGCGGCUCUUUGCCCAUCGGCUGUGUAGCCGGAUCGGGGUUGAUGGGCUCCGGCGGUACGCCUUUACUGGGCUCCGUGCCGGUACCAGGUCAUUGUUCCCCGAUUACUUCAUUGCUUCCCCCGGGGCAAUGA
Molecule: messenger RNA, 975 nt
Organism: Protopolystoma xenopodis
Lineage: Eukaryota; Metazoa; Platyhelminthes; Monogenea; Polystomatidea; Polystomatidae
Source: the annotation of a GenBank genome assembly